UCUUUUGACCGUGCCGGCCUGUCAAGAGGUUACCAAGAAAGUGGUGAUUACUCUGAACGACAUUACAUGUAUUUCGAUUCUCGAACCGACUUAUCUUUAAUAUGGAAUAACACAUGAAUCUACUCCAGUUAUCCAGUUUAAUUCCAAUAAAGUCAAGUUUUGUUAGUUAUCUUAUUCUCUUUUGUAUCGCGAAGAAUGACCCAAGCGAAAGUACUAAUUCGCCGACCAAUCUUACAGCAUAUAGCGAAAAACAUGCACUUUGUUCUCCUGUUGAUCUCGGUAACGCUGUUCUCUGUUCAUGCAAGAGGCCUGGAGGUUAACGAUAAUGGAUCGUCAACAACGGUCCCUCCAGACCCUCAGUGUACACGCAGCUAUCGUGGUGUCCCGGUGUGUACUUUCGACAAAAGCAUCUGUACUUGGAGGCCUCUCACCGCGGACAACACUAAAGUGUCCUGGGUUCUAGGAGGGGGCGCGGCUGGUGCAGGACCCAUAGCUCGCGACUGGCAGCCUCCCGGCAAGACCAAAAUAGGAUCUUACGUGUACCUGAAGACGGAAACACAAGGCGCCCCAGUUGGUUCAAAAGCUUCACUGACAGGUAGCUUAGCUUUCGGCAUACAAGCUGUUUGUAUUGAGUUCCACUACGCUACCACAGGCAGUGAGAAGCAAUUCCUUAACGUGUACAACUCGCCACGAGUGAAAGGUGCAGGAAAAGACGUUUUGCUUCUCUCGAUGUCAGAUCUGAGCACUAACGGCGUUUGGCAAACAGCUCGCCUCUCAUCACAGUGUGUGCUCCAGGAUUCUAAUAUUGUCUUCGAGACCGUGGUGACAGGAAAUUCAAGUACAAUAGCUCUGGACUAUAUGAACAUUCGGCGAUCCAAUAAAGUCUGUUCGAGCGAGCUAACAACAACAUCAAAACAGACAACAACACAUGAAACAACCAUCACAACGACACCAGCACCAGAACCUAUAACAACACCUGAACCUUCCACACCUGAGCCUACAUCACCUGAGCCUACAACACCUGAAUCCAAGAGACCCGAACCUACAACACCUGAACCUACAACACCUGAACCUACAACACCUGAACCU
Messenger RNA from Aplysia californica (California sea hare), 1089 nucleotides. RefSeq lists its product as uncharacterized. The record is from RefSeq and is a predicted model, not a curated record. Gene Ontology annotation, cellular component: membrane. Lineage: Eukaryota; Metazoa; Mollusca; Gastropoda; Aplysiida; Aplysiidae.